AUGGAAACCGACGAAAAUGGAGAUACCCUGUCUAUCAUCUCUGUGUAUUCUGCUGCGCCUGACGCUCUAAAAGAGGCGUGUUCUGACCUCGAGAACGAGAUUGAGUGCCUCAUGGCGUUGAGCCCUUUGAUAGAUGAAAGUUUCCAGAGUAAAGGCGAAAAGAAUGCCCAGGUGGCGAAAAAACAACAAGCCAAGACCUUGCCUGAGAAAAGCAAAGUAGGAGAUGCUAUAUGCAAAGAAGUCUCCCCGUUGAAAGACCUGGAAGCCGAUGGACGGAAGAUUUCUCGGAAGAGACCUUUGGAAUCUGACGAGGGCCCCAAUGAGACGGAAAAUGCGGUUACCUCUGAACAGCAAGAUACAGAUACAAGCUUACUCGACUUACACUCAGCUACUUCAUCGUUGACUAUCGCGGAUGAUAUCGACAUUUCCAAGCAUCCUCUUUCAAAAUGGGCGUACUAUUUCCCUCGGGAAGAAAAUGACAUGGAAAUGGCAGAUAUGAUGCACGACAUGACGAUGCGUUUGCGCAACCAGGAACUUACCCUAGCUCCCUUGUCUUCUGAAUCUACGAAGAGAAUCCUUGACUUGGUUGCUGACCAAUAUCCAUCAACGACUGUCUUGGGCUGGGAUGUCGCCAGCGUGCAACUGCCCAAAUGUGUCCCGCCCAACCUGUGGUGGGAGAUCCAAGACUUCGAGACAGAGUGGGACUAUGAAGAUGUGGUUAGUGAUCCAUUCGACUUCAUCCAUGGAUCUGAAAUCAUGCUGGCUGUGAAGAACCGAGACGCAUUAUUUGAACGAGCUCUGAAGUAUCUGAAACCCGGCGGAUGGUUCGAGUUGAAGUUUCUUGACUACACAGUUCACAGUGACCACGCAGAAAUCGACAUCGAUUCUCCGCUUAUACGGAUAUGGCAUGAAUUAGAGCGAGCCCUUGGGGCGCAUGGAGUGGACACGGCGAUUACGAGCAGAGGAAAAGUGGCAGAUUUACUCAAGAAUCAAGGAUUCAGCGACAUUCGAGAGAUGGAGUACAGAGUGCCACUCGGAACAUGGGCCAAGGGAGAGAAGUGGAAGUAUAUCGGCCUCGAGGCACAAACGAUAUUCUACGACAAUCUUUCCUCGCUUCUUACAACACCCUUGCUUGGAACUUCAUCCUGGACUGACCAGACAUCGAUUGAUCAAUUGAUAUCAUCCGUUAAGGGCGCGAUGAAGUCUAGGGGACUCAUCGGAAGCAGACUUCAUAUAUACUAUAGAGUCGUUUGUGGACAGAAGCCUGCUCCCAAUGAAGAAGCUCCAGCCUUUGACAACGAACAAAAACAGUAG
Messenger RNA from Clonostachys byssicola, 1314 nucleotides. The record is from the annotation of a GenBank genome assembly. Lineage: Eukaryota; Fungi; Ascomycota; Sordariomycetes; Hypocreales; Bionectriaceae.